Molecule: messenger RNA, 3547 nt
Organism: Calypte anna (Anna's hummingbird)
Lineage: Eukaryota; Metazoa; Chordata; Aves; Apodiformes; Trochilidae
Gene: PDE4C
Product: phosphodiesterase 4C
Exons: 15
Coding region: 323-2854 (843 amino acids)
Biological process (GO): signal transduction
Cellular component (GO): cytosol; nucleus; perinuclear region of cytoplasm
Molecular function (GO): 3',5'-cyclic-AMP phosphodiesterase activity
Source: RefSeq, a predicted model, not a curated record
GUGGGUUUGACUCUCACAUGUGCCUUGGUGGCACUGUGUCAGGGCCACAUCAUGUGUCCAGGAUGCUCCAGGCUCAGCCAUGUCUUUUGGUGGCACCGUGGCAGGGCCACUCUGGAUGUCCAGGAGCCCCCAUGUCCCUUGCUGGCACCUUGGCAGGGUCACACCAUGUGUCUGGGAUACUCCAGGCUCUGACAUGUCCCUUGCUGGCACCGUGGCCGUUCCUUUUCUCCGAGGAUCAGUGUGGCAUUUGCCAUGUGUCCUCUCAGAGCCCCCCCUGCCCUUGUGGGGAGCAGCUGCCACCUUGGGGACAGCAGAAUGACCGAUGGCACAGGGCCAGCCGGGGGCCACGUGCUCGGGAAGCCAGGAACACACCGUGGGGGGGGGGGGAUACAGCCAGGGGUGGAGGGGGGGGGACACCCACUCCAUGUGCCGGCUGCCGGAGCCAGACAGUUGUUUAAUUUCCCAGGCGCGGGGGCCGAGGAGGGGGGGGGAUGAGGAUGGAAACUUUCCCGGGGCCGCCGGGACCAGAGCUGGGACGGGCUCAGGCUCCCUGCUCCGCACCGUGGCCUCGCUGUCCUUGUCCCCUUACCGGGGGUCCCUGAGCUCUCCCAUGCUGCCCACCGCCCGGGCUUCUCCUCAGCACUCCCCCCACAAUUCUCCCCGCAAUUCCCCCCGCAAUUCCCCCUGCAAUUCUCCCGUCCUCUUCAAGAAGCUCCUGGUGACCCAGAGCAUCCGCCUCCAGCGGCGUUUCACCGUCACACAUCCCCUCGGAUUCGACCUGGAGAAUGGCCCCUCGGGCCGGGGAGCAGCGGACCCCCAGGCCAGCCCGGGCGCGGGGCUGGUCCUGCAGGGCUCCUUCCCCCAUGGCCAGCGCCGGGAAUCCUUCCUCUACCGCUCCGACAGCGACUACGAUCUGUCCCCAAAAGCCAUGUCCCGCAACUCCUCCAUUGCCAGCGACCUCCAUGGAGAAGACAUGAUUGUCACCCCCUUCGCCCAGGUCCUGGCCAGCCUCCGCACCGUCCGCAGCAACCUCACCCAUCUCCAGGACCGCUCUGGCAGCAAACGAGCAUCAAGCAGCAGCCUGCCCUCCGGGAGCAAGGCCAGCCUGGCCGCAGAGGAUGCCCACCAGAAGCUCUCACGGGAGACCCUGGAGGAGCUGGAUUGGUGUUUGGAGCAGCUGGAGACACUGCAGACCAGGCACUCAGUCAGCGAGAUGGCUUCCAACAAGUUCAAGCGGAUGCUGAGCCGGGAGCUGACCCACCUCUCGGAGACGAGCCGCUCCGGGAAUCAGGUGUCCGAGUACAUCUCCAGCACCUUCCUGGACAAGCAGCAUGAGGUGGAGCUCCCCUCGGCACUGGCCAAGGAGAAGGAGAAGGAGAGGAGGAAACGUCCCAUGUCCCAGAUCAGUGGUGUCAGGAAGCUCAUGCACAGCUCCAACCUCACCGCCACCACCAUCCCCCGCUUCGGGGUGAGGACGGACCAGGAAGAGCUGUUGGCCAAGGAACUGGAGGACACCAACAAAUGGGGGCUCGACAUCUUCAAAGUCGCUGAGUACUCGGGGAACCGCCCGCUGACGGUCAUCAUGUACAGCAUCUUCCAGGAGCGUGACCUGAUGAAGACCUUCCACAUCCCCGUUGACACCUUCAUCACCUACAUGCUGACCCUGGAGGAUCACUACCACAUUGACGUGGCCUACCACAACAACAUCCACGCUGCUGACGUGGCGCAGUCCACCCAUGUCCUCCUCUCCACGCCUGCUCUGGAGGCUGUCUUCACAGACCUGGAGAUCAUGGCUGCCAUCUUCGCCAGCGCCAUCCACGAUGUCGACCACCCUGGGGUCUCCAACCAGUUCCUCAUCAAUACCAACUCGGAGCUGGCGCUGAUGUACAACGAUGCCUCGGUGCUGGAGAACCACCACCUGGCUGUGGGCUUCAAGCUUCUCCAGGAGGAAAACUGUGACAUCUUCCAAAACCUCAGCAAGAAGCAGAGGCAGUCGCUCCGUAAAAUGGUCAUCGACAUGGUCCUGGCCACAGAUAUGUCCAAGCACAUGAACCUGCUGGCAGAUUUGAAAACCAUGGUGGAGACCAAGAAGGUGACCAGCCUGGGGGUGCUGCUGCUGGAUAACUAUUCUGACCGGAUCCAGGUUCUGCAGAACAUGGUGCAUUGCUCCGACCUCAGCAACCCCACGAAACCACUGGAGCUCUACCGGCAGUGGACUGAUCGGAUCAUGGUGGAGUUCUUCCACCAGGGAGACCGGGAGAGGGAGAAGGGGAUGGAGAUCAGCCCCAUGUGUGACAAGCACACAGCCUCUGUGGAGAAGUCCCAGGUGGGCUUCAUCGACUUCAUCGCCCACCCCCUGUGGGAGGCAUGGGCUGACCUGGUGCACCCUGAUGCCCAAGCGAUCCUGGACACGCUGGAGGACAACCGGGAGUGGUACCAGAGCAUGAUCCCACGCAGCCCAUCCCCACCACCUGAGGAACCUGGGGUGUCCCCUGCCACCGCCGACAAGUUCCAGUUUGAGCUGACACUGGACGAGGAGGAGGAGGACGACGAGGAGGAGGAAGGAGAGUCAGACACGGAGCUGGAAGAGACUGAGAGCCCCUUGGAUGAGGACAACAGCGGCUGCAAGACACCAGACUCAGAGUCUGUUGACACUGAGCACCUGUCACCUGGCCCUGGGGACCAGGAUUCGCCUGUCACCCGCCCCAGGGACAUGGACAACCGUCAGGUGCUGGAGGGGACACUGCUGCAGGACGGUGGUGGCAGUGGGCGCUCGGUGUCAGGGCCCGAGGACAACCAGGGGCUGUGCCUGGACACAGAGGGCAAUGUCACAUUCCUGUCCCUGGACACGUAGUGGCACCGGUCUGGUGGGUCCCCUCACUGCUGUGGGGACGUGGGACAAGUGCUGGGGACAGUGGAGAGCACUGGCAUCAGAGUGGCCAUGGGGACACGGAGGGACCCCAUGUGUGUCCCCACGCAGGAGGUUUUGGUGGGCACAAGGAGGUCGCUCACCAUCUCCCAGCGAUUGUCCAUGUGCAGAGCUGCUGGGAGAGGUCCCUGUCCCUGUCAGACAGGGCUUGGGGACACUGUGCUCCUGAUGUCCCUGUCACCACAAGGCUCCAGGAAGAGGUCUGCCACUCCAAAAGCAUUUCGGUGCCUUGCAGAGCAUCCCCACAGCAAAGUGGCACCGAGGGUGCUGGUGACAGCAGGAGGGACCUCGGGGUGGCCAGGCACAGGGGCACGUGGUGGCGGUGGUUUAUUUAUUUGGGGAAGGGGUUCACUUUUUAAAGCCCUUUUUUUUUUUGUUUUGUAGCUCACUUUUUACUACCUGUAGCCUCAGCGCCGCGCACUCCCAGGCAGUUUUUUGGGGCAGAACAGCCGCGUUUCUCCCCUGCUGUCAGCACACAAAAAUGUCACCUUCAUACUUUGCACUUGGGGCCACCACUCCCCCUCGCAAAUGUCCCCAGGGGGGUUGGGGCAGCCCUCUGGGGUCUUUGUUUUGGUUUCUUCCAUCACCUUCCAGACAUUAAACCUGGCUUGUUCCAAA